AUGUGGCCGAGCCACCCACGGCCCAAGCGAGAGAACCUCAGCUCUCGCCCUGAGCAAGCCAGAAGAAGGAAUGGCGCAGUGGUACUUGGUGCUGCGAUCGGGGCGGUGGCACUGAGCUCUGAGGUGCAGUGUUGGAUACCCCCGGCGCAGCCAGGCCUCACUGCUGAGCUCCGGCAGAGGCAGACGCCGCUUCGGUCGGCACAGGGCCCAGCUGCGCCGCUGGGCUUUGAACUACGGACUCCACAGCCGUUAGAGGCGCCGACCAGGGGUGUCGUAGAGCCCCUGCCGCUGGCUGCAAAGUGUGGUGGCCUCCGCGGUGCGGCGCCGCCCGCGGCCGUCCGGGCGAUGCAGGCAGUGCAUGGGCAGUCGAACAACCACUAUCAGCAGGUUGUCGACGCUUCAGCUGCAUCCCAAAGCCAGAUGUCCUACUUCGCCCCGCCGAAGACGACCCAAGCAGGGCAAUUCGCUCCAGGCGUGCUGGACCGAAUCAAGAUGCGUCUCGAGGGGCAGGGGACGUAUGCGGUGAUCAGCGCUCUAGUUGUGAAUAUGGGUAUCCGCUUGCUGAGUGGAAACUCCGCAGACAUGAUGAGCCAGGCCUGGUGUCCCAUAGCCUGCCUGUACUCCUGUGCGCUGGCCACUUGCGUCCUCUCUGGGGUCUACGCCACGAUUGUCUUCACUCUCACGAAGAUGUACUCCAUGACUGUCAUCGGAAACUACAAGGAUGCGCAGUUCAGCGAGUUUUUCCAAGAGACGACAAAGUACAGGGUUGCAGGCUUUUGGGCCUUCUGCGCGUCUCUGGGAAGCUUUGCUUUUGCCUUUGUGACUUUCUUCUUGUUGAAGGUGCGCGGCUUGCCCGGCAUUGCGGGAUGCGUGGUGGGCUUCGGCAUCGUGGUAAAGGCCAUGCUUGAUUUCCGCGGAAUUUAUCGCCGUGCAGGAAGAAUCCUGUCGUGA
This is a messenger RNA of Symbiodinium necroappetens, 951 nucleotides long. The record is from the annotation of a GenBank genome assembly. NCBI's taxonomy places the organism in Eukaryota, Dinophyceae, Suessiales, Symbiodiniaceae.